GCUAAAAGGAUUAGCUUGCCUUUUAGUUAAGUGUCUCUUUUCUUCCAUUGUGUAUGUGUGUUUUUAAUUUUGCUUCAUUUAUUUUUAACAACUAGUACAUUUUACAUUUCAAUCUGCUGUAAAUGUAAGAAUUGCACCUGUUUAUGAAGGCUGUAUUAUAAUACCAUUGUACUAGAUAGGCUUCUAUCAUUUAAAUAGCCAAUAUUGGCACUGCUAAUAUUGACAGAUAAAGUUCAAGUGUUUGUGAAGUUAGGGAAAAAGAACAGUGGAUAAGGUUGCCACAGUAACUUUUGGUCUGAUUUUGACACAUUCUUGAUCUAAGCCAGACUUUAGUAUUUCUCAACUGUUAAUGUGAAAUCCAGUGCUACCCCUUUAGACACUUGAGGGGUUUUAGUGCUUAUUCAACGUCAGAAUCACAGGAAAGAUAUUUCACGUCUUGCAACAGUUAUUCAAGCUUUGUUGUUCUUCAAAAUAAAGAUGUCGCCGCUGGUGCUGGGAGUCGGAGCUUGCUUAGCUGGGUGGAUUGCUCUUUAUGUUUUGCUGUGUUACACAAAUGGCUCUUGUAGCUAUGAAUGGAACUGUCGACUAGUUACACUGUUACACGGCAUUCUUGCUGUGUGUAUAACUGCGUAUAUCGGAUACAUAGAUGGACCGUGGCCUUUCACGUACCCAGGUACAAAGAACACCCCUCUGCAGAUCACCGCUAUGGUGGUCAGUCUGGGUUACUUUAUCUUUGACAUGGCCUGGUGUGUGUACUUCCGCACCGAGGGUCUGGUGAUGCUCGCCCAUCACACCAUGACCAUCCUGGGUAUUCUGCUAACUCUGUGGCUGGGGGAGUCGGGGAUCGAGGGUUGUGCCGUGCUGUUUGGCAGCGAGAUCACAAACCCUCUCCUCCAGACUCGCUGGUUCUUGAAACACUCUGGCCGUUACGACAGCUUUCUUGGAGACCUAGUAGACGUCCUGUUUGUGCUGUUGUUCGUGUUCAUGCGGAUUUUUGUAGGAGGCACCAUGCUGUACUGUGAGCUCAUCUCACCCAGACCCAAGUUCAUCAUUAAAUGUGGUGGCGUGGCCAUGUACGCUCUGUCCUGGGUGUUUAUGGCUGACAUUGCCCGUUUUGCAUACCGCAAAUCCCAAGUUAAAUAUCAGCGUUGGAUGAAUCGGCACAGGAUGGAGGUCAAUGGGCAAGAUUUGAAGAGAGAUUAAAAUUUUCUCAUAUCAGCGUAUUGGUCUUUGUUUUUUUUAACACUGAAGAGAAGAAUUUGAAUCAGAACAGGUGUACCAGCUAAUACGGCUUUGCAUCUAAUUGAUGUUUGCAUAUUUUAUAAUAGAGAUAUCAGCCAUCUAUAGUUGUUAUACACUUUCAGUAUACACGUGGGACUUCUGUUAUUAGCCAUUGUGAUUAACUCAAGAAAUACAAACUCUCUUAUAUAUAUAUAUUUGUACUCAUAAGAAUUAUGUCUUUUAACUGCCUAGUUCUGGAAAUGUUUGAUAUUUUUGUAAUUGGGAACAUCUAUCAGAAAUCAAUUUUAAUCAUUAGUUAUUCUUGUAUGUUCUCUUUAAAUAAACUUUUAGUAUUGUGCAGUAUUCAGAUUUGUUAUGAAACACUACUAAAUGUUCAUUGUGUAUUACUAAAUGAUGUGUGUAAGAUUACAUAAUUUGAAUGAGAAGGUAAAUCAAGAGUGAAGUGUUUGGAAAUUACAAUUUUUAAUUUGUGAAAUGACGAAAUUCCUAUUAAAUGAGUUAAUCA
Messenger RNA from Paramisgurnus dabryanus, 1747 nucleotides. RefSeq names its product TLC domain containing 5a (gene tlcd5a). NCBI's taxonomy places the organism in Eukaryota, Metazoa, Chordata, Actinopteri, Cypriniformes, Cobitidae. The record is from RefSeq and is a predicted model, not a curated record. Gene Ontology annotation, cellular component: membrane.